This is a messenger RNA of Psammomys obesus (fat sand rat), 5921 nucleotides long. RefSeq names its product kinesin family member 16B (gene Kif16b). NCBI's taxonomy places the organism in Eukaryota, Metazoa, Chordata, Mammalia, Rodentia, Muridae. The transcript is spliced from 24 exons. The record is from RefSeq and is a predicted model, not a curated record. Gene Ontology annotation, biological process: microtubule-based movement. Bases 84 to 5630 code for a protein of 1848 amino acids. Gene Ontology annotation, molecular function: ATP binding; microtubule motor activity; microtubule binding.
CCACUGAGACUUGGGUUCAUUCCUGGCUUUGAUGCCUCUGUCAAGCUCAAGUGAUAAAAAAGUAGGCAAAGGAAGAAUCCAUCAUGGGAAGUCAGUCAUGGCUUGCUAGGAUUUUGCCACCUAUUCCUGACAGGGAAAAGGACCUGGAGGCCAAGUUUAUCAUUCAAAUGGAGAAAAGCAAAACGACAAUCACAAACUUAAAGAUCCCAGAAGGAGGAACUGGGGACUCAGGCAGGGAACGGACCAAGACCUUCACCUAUGACUUCUCUUUUUACUCUGCUGACACAAAAAGUCCAGAUUAUGUUUCACAAGAAAUGGUUUUCAAAACUCUGGGCACAGAUGUUGUGAAAUCCGCAUUUGAAGGUUAUAAUGCUUGUGUCUUUGCAUAUGGGCAAACUGGAUCUGGGAAGUCGUACACUAUGAUGGGGAAUUCUGGCGAUUCGGGAUUAAUACCUCGGAUCUGUGAAGCACUCUUCAGUCGAAUCAAUGAGACCACUAGAUGGGAUGAAGCCUCUUUCAGGACAGAAGUCAGCUACUUAGAAAUUUAUAAUGAACGUGUGAGAGACCUGCUCAGGCGGAAGUCAUCUAAGACCUUCAAUUUAAGAGUCCGUGAGCACCCCAAAGAAGGACCUUAUGUUGAAGAUUUGUCUAAGCAUUUAGUGCAGAACUACAGUGAUGUGGAAGAACUUAUGGACGCAGGGAAUAUCAACCGUACCACAGCAGCGACGGGGAUGAACGAUGUCAGUAGCAGGUCUCAUGCCAUCUUUACCAUCAAGUUCACUCAGGCAAAAUUCGACGCUGAAAUGCCAUGUGAAACUGUGAGCAAGAUCCACCUCGUCGAUCUUGCUGGAAGUGAGCGUGCAGAUGCCACCGGUGCCACCGGGGUCAGACUCAAGGAAGGGGGCAAUAUAAACAAGUCCCUUGUCACUCUGGGAAAUGUCAUUUCUGCCUUAGCUGAUUUAUCUCAGGAUGCAUCCAACCCUCUUGUGAAGAAGAAGCAAGUUUUUGUGCCUUACAGGGAUUCAGUUUUGACGUGGCUGUUGAAAGACAGCCUUGGAGGAAACUCUAAAACCAUCAUGAUUGCCACCAUUUCACCUGCUGAUGUCAAUUAUGGAGAAACCCUAAGUACCCUCCGCUAUGCAAAUAGAGCCAAAAACAUCAUCAACAAGCCUACCAUUAAUGAGGAUGCCAACGUCAAACUCAUCCGUGAGCUGCGAGCUGAAAUAGCCAGACUGAAAACCCUGCUCGCUCAAGGGAAUCAGAUUGCCCUCUUGGACUCCCCUACAGCAUUAAGUAUGGAGGAAAAACUUCACCAGAAUGAAGCAAGGGUCCAAGAAUUGACCAAGGAAUGGACAAACAAGUGGAAUGAAACCCAGAAUAUUUUGAAAGAGCAAACCCUAGCCCUCCGGAAGGAAGGCAUUGGUGUGGUUCUGGACAGUGAGCUGCCCCAUUUGAUUGGCAUUGACGAUGACCUUCUGAGCACCGGCAUCAUCCUGUAUCACUUGAAGGAAGGUCAGACUUACGUUGGCAGAGAAGAUGCUUCAACUGAGCAAGAUAUUGUGCUUCAUGGCCUUGACUUGGAGAGUGAACACUGUGUCUUUGAGAAUGCCGGGGGAACAGUGACUCUGAUACCCCUGAGCGGGUCCCAGUGCUCUGUGAAUGGCAUCCAGAUUGUGGAUGCCACACAGCUAAACCAAGGUGCUGUGAUACUCCUGGGAAGAACCAACAUGUUCCGCUUUAACCAUCCGAAGGAAGCUGCCAAGCUCAGGGAGAAGAGGAAGAGUGGCCUCCUGUCCUCCUUCAGCUUGUCGAUGACCGACCUCUCAAAGUCCUGUGAGAACCUGUCUGCUGUCAUGUUGUAUAACCCUGGUCUUUUCCCUAUAAAAGGACCCAUCUGUCUAAGACUUGAAUUUGAGAGACAGCAGCGUGAAGAACUUGAAAAACUGGAAAGUAAAAGGAAACUCAUCGAAGAGAUGGAGGAAAAGCAGAAGUCGGACAAGGCAGAGCUCGAGCGAAUGCAGCGGGAGGUGGAGACCAGGCGCAAGGAGACCGAGCUAGUGCAGCGGCAGAUCCGCAAGCAAGAGGAAAGCCUCAAGCGCCGCAGCUUCCACAUUGAAAACAAGCUCAAGGACCUGCUGGCCGAGAAGGAAAGGUUGGAGGGAGAGAGGCUCCGGGAGCAGCAGGGACUUGAGCAGCACAGGAGGCAGGAGGAAGAGAGCGUCUCCCGCAUCCAAGAGGAGCUUCGCAGGCUUCAAGAGCUUAGCAGCCAGAAGCAGGCCGAGAUGGUCCAGACAUUCCAGGAGCUGGACUGGCUGCACAGAGAACAAGGUGCCCAGAGUGCCAAGCUGCAGCUGGAGAAAAGGAGGCUGGAGGAGCAGGAGAAGGAGCAGGUGCUACAGGUGGCCCACCUGGAGGAGCAGCUGCUGGGGAGGCAGGGCACUGCUCCACUAGUGCGUCCUGGAGAGGCGCAACAGGCCCAGGACGAGAAGAGGGAGCUAGAGAUCAUCCGAGAAGCCCUACUGCAGGCCAGAGAGACCGCAGCAGGAGGGGACCAGGCCUGCAGCGAUGAACUGGAAAGGGCUCAGUUGCACUUCUUAGAGUUCAAGAGAAGGCAGCUUGUCAAGCUAGCAAACCUGGAGAAGGACUUGCUACAGCAGAGAGACCUCCUACGCAGAGAAGUCCAAGAAGAGAAAGAAGCCCUGGAGCAUGUAAGAUGUGAAACCAGUGAGGAACCUUGCUUGUCGGCAGCAGAAAAUGGCAGCAUUCUCCGUGAGGCUCAGGAUCUCGAGAAAAUAAAGACUGUAGAGUCCAGGGUGCAGAACAAAGAGUGGCAGCUAAGGGACCUUCUGCAAAAUCAUUUGCCAGCUCUGCUGGAGGAAAAGCAGAGAGCUCUUGACAUCCUUGACCAGGGCACCCUGGGCUUAGAUAACACUCUCUACCAAGUAGAGAAAGAAAUGGAAGAAAAAGAAGAGCAGAUCACACAGUUCCAGGCUAGUGCUGGACAGCUGCAGCAGCUUCUGGCGACCUUGGAGUUCACAGCAAACGUGGCCAGACAGGGAGAGAAGGCAAGAAAUAAGGAGAAGGAGAUUCUGGAAUCCCAGGAGAAGCAACAGAGAGAGGCAUUGGAGCAGGCUGUGGCCAAGCUAGAGCAGAGGUGCUCUGCCCUGAAGAGGCGCUCCGCCCUGGACCUGGAGAUCCAGGAGCAGAGGCUGAAACUCGGCUCUCGCCAGAGCAGCGAAUGUUUAGGGCUGGGGGCCAGUCUGGAGGCACUCGAGAAGGACCCUGCAAGAUUAGAAUAUGAAAUCCAUCAGCUGAAGCAGAAGAUUUGUGAGGUGGAUGGUGUUCAGAGACCUCAUCGUGGGACUUCAGAGGGGAAAGUUGCUCUUUCCAGUUUGCCGCCUAGUGCUGAAAACUCUCACCUGGUUCCACUGAUGGAUGCCAGGAUCAGUGCUUACAUUGAGGAAGAAGUCCAAAGACGCCUUCAUGAUUUGCACAGAGCAGUUGGUGACGCCAGCCAUGCAUCUGCUGAUGUGAUGAAGAGUAAUGAGGAACUUCACAAUGGCUCCACUCAACGUAAGCUAAAGUAUGAGAAAAGGCAGCCUUGCUCUUCCAUCAUCCUUAGAGAAGAGACUGAGGUGUAUUCGAGCAGCCACUGGAGCCAACCCAUCUCACGGAGCACCUCACUCCCCAGAGCUUUCUCCAUGACUUCCCAAGAGAUAAUGGUUCUGUCCUCAGGGCCUGAGGCACUGAAUAAUCUAGGUGACCAGCACUGUUACCCUGAGAGCUCUAGCCACAUUGAACCACUGCCUGAAAUCACUUUCCUUAACAGAAGUGGACAGAAUUCUCAGGGUGAAUCAGAAAAUGACAGUGAGCUGAUGACUCAUGAAGAGAAACAAAGCUGGGGAAAGGAGGCCAGCUGGACAUUGCUGCAACACAUGUCCCAGCAAGCACCAAUAAACAGAGGAUGCCAGCAAGCAACGCAAAGCAGGGUUCUGUGCUUUGUUCCCUCUGAAAGCAUUUCUCAAAAGGAGCAUCCCACUGGCGGCUCUCCUCAGAGCGCAGCAGCUCCCACACUGUGUGGUGAGCAACAAAAUGAGAAAGAGCUAGCUACGGAAAAUACUGGCUUUCUAGCUCCCCUAGUCAGUAUCCAGACAGAAGCAAAGAAGCGACUGGGAUAUUUUUACCACAAGUUCUCAGAGUUGUAUAAAGGCACCAGUGGCCACCUGAGGCAGGCUGGGACAAAGGUGAUGAGCCAAGCCAAGCAUGUUGGGAGUAUGUGUGACCCUGGUGGGCUGGCCUCCCACAUGACAACCUUCAUCAGAGGCCAGCCAUUAUGGGGGCACUUAUCCCUGCCCCUGCCCUUGAGGUCACUCGUGGUGCCAUCAGGCCCUCCUCUUCUUCCUGAAACUCAGAGUGGCAGCUUCAGCAGUGAAGAUGGAGGGAGCCCAAUGUCAGCCAAGAACAAGGAACCUUUCACAGAUGUGACCUUCACAUCUACAGGCUCACCAAGUUCCUGGCCAAGUUCAGUUUUCCGUCUUGAUGAUGAAGAUGCCGGGAAGAUCAUUGCAUUUAAGCAGACCCUUAUAUCAUUCCCAGAGCAAAUGUUGAAGCUUCAAGAGUGCACUCUCACAGACCUCCUUGAGCAUGCAAUGUGUUCCCUGCCAGAGCCUGUGCAUAUAGUGAAGGCAGUUAAAAGUAUUUACUGGCUUGCAGUUGCUAACUGCACCCAUCCUGACCCUCAGGCUGCAUGUUUGUUCCUGCUGCCUUCAUCUCUGUAUGCUCUUGUUCUGUUAGAUAACUGCCCAGGCCCCAUGAGCAUUUUUCAUGUUCUCCCUCUCUCUGCGCUGCAGGAGAUUCAGGUCGGCUUUGGUGGACAGAGCAUUCGAUUACUGGGCUCCACACAGGACCACUUGCUUACUGUGCUCACUUAUAACAAAAGCCUGUCUCAGCAGCUCUGCCAGGACCUCCUGGGUGUGCUGAUGGCUGGGUAUGAAGCUGCCACCUACGCAAGCCACCCUUUGCUUCAGCAGGAUCUGGUUCAGCUCUCUCUUGACUUGAAAGCUGAAAUCCCUGCUUUAGCUUUGGCAAAUGGAGUUCAGUUGUCUUCCAAUUUCCAGACAACCUUGGUAGAUAUGGUUUACUUUCUUCAUGGAAAUAUGGAGGCCAGCGUCCCUUCUCUGGCUGAAGUUCAGUUACUGCUGUACACCACAGUCAAACUGGAGAAUGAGGCCAGUUGUGCCCCCUGUGAAUCAUUCGUCCUUCUGAAUACGCAUAUGGCACUCUUGAGGGAGGAUCACGUGUUUUUCCCCCACACUGGCUCUCUAGACAUACUUCCUCCACGUGGGCAGUUUGAAUUGAUCACAUGCAAAGCUCUGAGUGAAUUCAGAUGUGUCAUUGUUCCAGAGAAGGACAAAGUGUCGACGUUAGAGCUGGUCUUCGUAAGGAAACACGGGCUUCCCUUAAACACAGGAAGUGGUCUACCUGAACAGCGUCAAGUUGCCUCAGGUGCCCGGAUGCUCACCCCAUUGUGUCUUCAGGCUGGGCAGAACCAGGCACUUGAUGUCUGGAAACUCACUUUCAAUUCUCAGGAUGAGGCUCUUUGGCUGAUCUCAUACUUAACAAGCUUCUAGGGAGAAGACUUUUAAAUACACAGAGCAUUUUCUCUUAGACCUUUAAUAAAAUGAACCUUAUGAAAACCAUCAAAAAUAUGAUUAUCUCACUGUAGUUAAUCUAAUGGGAAUGAAGUAGGACUUUAAAAUUGAAAGUGUAAAUAUUUUGAGUAAAGCAAAGUGAAAAUAGCUGAUAGCAGAGAACUGGAAAAAUAUCUGUAUUGCCACCUGCUUCAUUGUCUUGAAACUCAGAUUGUAAAUUUGGAUCUACCCAAUUAUUGGUGAAGUGAUUAAAGCAUUCUGACUGCUUGG